Messenger RNA from Nerophis ophidion (straightnose pipefish), 2390 nucleotides. It is a transcript of the gene ece2a, whose product is annotated as endothelin converting enzyme 2a. The record is from RefSeq and is a predicted model, not a curated record. The transcript has 4 exons. Gene Ontology annotation, molecular function: S-adenosylmethionine-dependent methyltransferase activity. Lineage: Eukaryota; Metazoa; Chordata; Actinopteri; Syngnathiformes; Syngnathidae. The coding region runs from base 191 to 958 and encodes 255 amino acids.
GUGAGGUCCGAUUUGUCCAAUUGGUUCCAGAACCGAGCCAGGCAGCACACUCUGCUAAUGCACGGCCAAGCCAUAGCACAACUAUUGGACUUGUGCAAAAAAAAUAAAAAUAAAUGAAUAUAACUGCAAGGCAAACAGGUUAUUUUAAAGAGCGUGGAGGGUCCAUCUCAGCAGCACCAGCCCGGAUCAAAUGUUCUGCCAGCUCCUCUUGCAGGGAAAGAUGAAUCACAUUCCAGAAGACAACCGGCAGUACAAAAGUGUCGACUACUGGGACGAAAGGUACAAGGUGGAGGAAAGCUACGACUGGUUGGGCGGUUUCUCCAAAAUCCGACACAUCUUGGAAAAAUAUAUCAAGAAAGAUGACUCCAUUCUCGUCCUCGGCUGUGGGAACAGCAGUGUGAGCGCUGACAUGUACGACGCCGGCUAUCGCUCCAUCACCAAUAUCGACUACUCCUCGGUGUGCAUUAGCACCAUGAGCGCAAAACACGCCGACCGCCCGGGUAUGAGCUGGCGGCAGAUGGGUAUGAGCCAGCUUUCCUUCCCCGACGCGUCCUUUGACGUGGUCCUAGAGAAGGCCACGCUGGACGCCGUGAUGGUGGAGGAGAAAACCCCCUGGGAGGUGUCCCCUCAGACUGCAAGUUUCAUUCACCAGACCCUCACUGAGGUGUGUCGCUGCCUGAAGCCUGCGGGACUGUUGAUCUCGGUUACCUUCGCCCAGCCCUUCUUCAGGAGGCGCCUCUACGCUCGCAGCGAGUACCACUGGUCCAUCACACAACACAGCUAUGGGGAAGGCUUUCAGUAUUUUGUGUACGUGAUGACCAAAGGCCAGGCUCUUAGCUCAGAAGAUGCAGCUUUGGAAAUGAAGCAAUUAGAAAGUACUCAAUUCUUACCUCCAAAAACCCUUACAACAACAGAGAACCUUGAUCAGGAAGACUUCCUGUCUAAAAUUGACUUAUAGGAGGAUCUGUUCUGUGCAGUAUCUUCGAAAUCUGAAAAUAGACUUUAAAUACUGAUCAAGCGAACAUGUCAUCGUAAAGAUACCGUUUUACAUGCUUUUUUAUGAUGGCAAAUGAAGUAAAUCUGGUUUUAAAUUGUAAUCUUUUUUGUAGGGUAAAAAAAUACUGUUUUCUUUUAAUUACCUUUUCUAAACAUUUUUUAAAUGUAAAAAAAAAAAGCAAUUUGUGACAAACAUUAAAAAAAAACUUUAUCUCGAGAUGUAUGUUGUAAUAUGUGUAUGUGCUUUGCUAUGGAGGUUUUUUUUCCCACUCCAUUGUAUUUUUUUUACUCAUCCUUCCCCAGCGUUAACCUUUUUCCCAUCUUUUACGGGGCGCUGUCACGGCAAAUUUCUUCCCCCCUACAAAAACCUUCCCCCCGGAAGACAUUUGGCGUGACAGCCCCUCUAAUGCUGAAGGACCCCAAUGAGGGUGGAAGGACCUUAAAGCAGCCCACACAGCUGCCUGUUUUAAAAGCAUUAUAAUUGGCUGAUUGUCAUUGGUGAAAAAUAACGGUGAGGAAAAAAUAUUAGCAUAUAUUAGCAUUCCAGCAGCCUAACCUUUCAAGCUAUUUUUGCUUCGCUAAUUUUGCAGCUGUAACCCUUAAGAGUCAUAUAACUUGCUUAAAGCAGCCCACACAGCUGCCUGUUUUAAAAGCAUUACAAUUGGCUGAUUGUCAUUGGUGAAAAAUAAUGGCGAGGAAAAAAUAUUAGCAUUCCAGCAUGGAAACCUUUCAAGCUAUUCUUGCUUCGCUAAUUUUGCAGCUGUAACCCUUAAGAGUCAUGUAACUUGCUUAAAGCAGCCCACACAGCUGCCUGUUUUAAAAUCAUUAUAAUUGGAUGAUUGUCAUUGGUGAAAAAUAACGGCGAGGAAAAAAUAUUAGCAUUCCAGCAUGCUAACCUUUCAAGCUAUUUUUGCUUCGCUAAUUUUGCAGCUGUAACCCUUAAGAGUCAUAUAACUUGGUAUUAUCACGCCCUCAUUGGGGUCCUUCAGGCAUUAGAGGGGCUGUCACGCCAAAUGUCUUCCGAGGGGAAGGUUUUUGUAGGGGGAAGAAUUUUGGCGUGACAGCGCCUUGUGGCGACCCAUCAGCGUUCCUGUUCUUUAACACUGUACACUGUUUGUUUGUCUAAUCUUGAACGGGUUUGUGCUGACAACAAAGUUUCGUUGUACAGCUUUGUCUCUGUGCAAUCUUUAUGUAUCUAGUAAGGGUGGUCCAAAUGGGGGGGUUUUCUACUAAGGGUACAGGACGAUUGAUCCGUGUUAAGGAAAGAAUGAAUGGGGCCAUGUAUCGUGAGAUUUUGAGCCAAAACCCCCUUCCAUCAGUGAGAGCUUUGAAUGGUUGACUAAAUACUUAUUUUCCACCAUAAUUUACAAAUAAAUUAUUAAAAAUUCCUACAA